Heterostelium album PN500 is the source of this 1638-nucleotide messenger RNA. RefSeq lists its product as uncharacterized. The transcript is spliced from 6 exons. The record is from RefSeq and is a predicted model, not a curated record. Gene Ontology annotation, molecular function: toxin activity. Bases 1 to 1638 code for a protein of 545 amino acids. Lineage: Eukaryota; Evosea; Eumycetozoa; Acytosteliales; Acytosteliaceae. Gene Ontology annotation, biological process: symbiont-mediated killing of host cell.
AUGUCAACUACAACAUUAUUAUCACAAGCAGGAAAACAAAAAAUAUUAACAUUUGCAAAUGUUUUCCGUUCUAAAUUCGCUGAUUCAUUCGGAAACUUCCUUGAGAAAUCGACUGCUGCUUCAACUUCUCUAGUUGUUGACAUCUGCUAUUCCAGGUUAGGUCCAGCUCUUUGUGCAGGUUCUCUUUUGGUUUUCAAUAUCAUUCUCAACAACUCUGCAAUUGAAGACAAACAAAACAAAGAGAUCUACGAUAUCCUCAAUAGAGCAACCAGAGGUCUUGUUGCUGGAUGGAAUCAGGCAAACAUCAAAGGUGCUACCAACUUGAUAGAGCAGCUCCUGGAAUUCCAAUUGCUCCUCGCUAAAAACAAGCCAGUCGAUGCCGAUUAUGUCAAGCUGAAAUCGCUGACUCAAGCGGUUCUCGACUAUCUCAAUUCUCAUUCCGACAAUUACGCCGCUUACAUAUCCGUACAUUUGAAGUUCCUCGAGGAUGUAAACAAUCGUAGUGAAUACUACAGACUCACUGCUACAGAACAACAAUUGUAUCUCAGUCAACUCGAUCAACUCAACAAGAAAUACAUGCAAAAACUGCAAGCCGUCUAUUAUAUGGGUCAGAAAGAGAUCGAACAGAUGUAUCCCGACAAGAAGUAUGAAUCCGGUGACUACAACGCCAGAUUCAACCAUCUCCAACAGUAUCCGCUCUACUCCAAGGUCUUUUGCCAGACCACCGAUGUAAUCAACACCAUGAUUAAUGGUCCGCGAACACAAACCAUAGGUGGCGUAAACAAAGCGGCGAUGGACAGCUACAGAAUGUCAUCGACCGAACUCCAAUACUAUCUCUACACUGAGAAAGCGCACUUCUAUGUCUCUGAUAUCAAACGUAUCUUGAUCUAUGCAGACACUGAAAAUAUCUAUGCCAUUCAGAACGAUUAUAUCGAUUCAUUCAACAACUACAGCAAGCGAUACGGUGAGAACAAAGGAGAGUUUGUCAUUGUCGGUGCAAUCGAUUCGCCUCAGUUGAUGGUCAAUCAAAUUCCAAAUGCUGGCGGUUCACUCAAAUACAUUGGAUUGCCAGGUUCCAACCAGAAAUUCGGUGCAAGCAACCACUUUAAGCUGCCAGUUGAAUUGGUUGGAUAUGCCAAACACAAGAUCGGUAGAAUCAACGGAAUAGCUCGUGCCACCUCUGAAAAUAGAAAAACCGAUUUCUAUGGUUUAAUAUUUACAAUGUUCCCGAGCAAUGUCAAUUUCUUUACCAAUCUCAGUACAACAACGUUGACUAUUAUCAAUGGUUCUAAAGUUGAUUAUGCAACUCCAAUUGGUAACUAUGAAAUUAUGCUUGAUCACCAAAAUAUUGGAAUGGAUUCUAUCAAGGCUCGUAAUUCAGUUCUCUACAAUGUUGAGUGCAGAGCCAAAGCCACCAAAUUUAUUAUUAACAUCUUUUGUGAACUUUUCACUGCUGGUUUGGUAGCAUCCAUUAGAACACAAGAACAAGAGGACAAAGAUGCUUUAACUUUCAAAUCUACUGCCAAUGGUUAUUUCAUCAACUUUUCACCUAUGACAAUCAAUCUUUCAAGAAAGUUGGUGCUAACUCUAAACAGAGAAACUAUCAUCAAACAAGUCAUCUUCAUUCCACUUGCUUAA